CAUCUAUUGGGGGAAGGGUUUCAUAACUCCGUCCUGUCUGUACUUCUGAGACGUCUUUAUUGUGAGCGUUUGAGAGCUGAUGAGCCUCUGGGGGAGCAUCAUCUGGUUUUACAGUCGCUUCUUUGCAGCUCGACAGACUGGAAGAGAGAAUGGGAGAGUGGGACUUUCUGGGACGGCUUCUGGACAAAGUCCAGACCCACUCCACGGUCAUCGGGAAGGUCUGGCUGACCGUCCUGUUCGUCUUCAGGAUCCUGGUCCUGGGGGCCGCGGCGGAGAGGGUGUGGGGGGACGAGCAGUCCGACUUCAUCUGCAACACGGAGCAGCCCGGAUGCGAGAACAUGUGCUACGACCACGCCUUCCCCAUCUCCCACGUCCGCAUCUGGGUGCUGCAGAUCGUCUUCGUCUCCACACCGACCCUGGUCUACCUGGGGCACGUCCUGCACGUGGUCCACAUGGAGAAGAAGUACAGGGAGAGAACGCGUAAGCAGGCAGAGGAGGAGCUCAGCAGCCUGAUACUGAGGAACGGGUACAAGGUCCCCAAAUACUCAGACAGCAAGGGGAAGGUUAGCCUGCACGGUCGACUCCUUCAGAGCUACCUGGUGAACCUGCUCUUCAAGAUCUUGCUGGAAGUGGGGUUCAUCCUGGGGCAGUACUACUAUUAUGGCUUCACCUUGCAGGCCCGCUACGUCUGCAGCCGGUUCCCCUGCCCGCACCAGGUGGACUGUUUCCUCUCCAGGCCCACAGAGAAGACCAUCUUCAUUUGGUUCAUGCUGGUGGUCGCCUGUGUCUCCCUGGUCCUGAACCUGGUCGAGAUCCUCUAUCUGUGCACCAGAGCCGUCACCAAGUGCAUGGACAAGAAGCAGGGUUACAUGGUCACUCGCGUAACUCCAGUCCUGCAGAGAAACGAGUUCAAAAACAAGGACCUGGCUAUCCAGAACUGGGUCAACCUGGAGCUGGAGCUACAGGGAAGGAAGCUAGGCAGUGGGGUCACUAAAAGCCUGGAAUCAGAGGACGUUAGCACUAACAUGGAGGAGGUCCACAUCUGAACUGCUGCUUUGAGGCACAGACUUAACUGUAAAGCACUUUGCCCUGAAAACUGUGUUGGCAGGUGUUGUAGGUUUAAUUUCUUACAGGGUGAAUAAGAUUUCCGUCACUGUCAAGCUCAUUCUGUAAGCUGUUAAAAAAGUAAUAUUUCCUCAGUUUUUAUUAAAAUUUAAUCUUGCCCUGUUAUUUUCAUGCAUCUAAGUAGUUAUGGAAUGUGUCUUUAAAUCAUAUGACACCCUGUGCCAGUUUCUGUGAGUUAUGUUUCCAUUUCUUGUAAGUUCUUAUGUACUUUUAUGCGCACAUGCAAUUUUUUUCCUUUUUUUCUUAAGAUCUUUACCAUAUAAAACAAACAUAUAGUCACAUUAUUGCCAAAUAUCUAUCUCAGAAAAUAUAUGCACUGUAACAUUCACUUGGUUUUUUUUACCGUUAUUUCAGUUGCUUUUCAGUCAUUGAUAUUUUAUAAUAUGAAGUUGGUCAUUUUUUUGUAUACUUUUCCUCAUCAAUAAAAUACACAACAUAUACUCAUAA
Anguilla rostrata (American eel) is the source of this 1572-nucleotide messenger RNA. RefSeq names its product gap junction protein, alpha 11 (gene gja11). Gene Ontology annotation, cellular component: connexin complex. Gene Ontology annotation, molecular function: gap junction channel activity. Bases 150 to 1046 code for a protein of 298 amino acids. The record is from RefSeq and is a predicted model, not a curated record. The transcript has 2 exons. NCBI's taxonomy places the organism in Eukaryota, Metazoa, Chordata, Actinopteri, Anguilliformes, Anguillidae. Gene Ontology annotation, biological process: cell-cell signaling.